Molecule: messenger RNA, 1412 nt
Organism: Seminavis robusta
Lineage: Eukaryota; Bacillariophyta; Bacillariophyceae; Naviculales; Naviculaceae
Source: the annotation of a GenBank genome assembly
CUCCUUCUGACGUCACAGUCAAAGACGAAAGACAAAGCGCUGCGGUGCACACGCUGCGCUUUCUCUUCACCAUGGAGAUCGAAGAUGACCAUGCAUGCAUGAGGGAAAGCAAAUAGCCAGAGAGAGCUUGCACAACAAUUUGUAUCGUUGCGACAGGUAGCUUGUUGAAGUCAACAGUUGAGAUCAACAUGUUCAGGAGCAAGCAAUUCUGUUUGGCAGCUUUCUGUCUUUGGGUUUCUGCAGUGCAAGGUUUUGCUCCCGUUUUCCGAGGCUUUCGCUUCCAAAGUCAGCGUCUGCUCCAGAAUAAUGCAGCUCCAUCUGGCGAGUAUGAAUAUGCCUUGCUUUUCGAUUGUGAUGGAGUGAUCUUGGAGACAGAGGAAUUCCAUCGUCAAGCGUACAAUGGAGCAUUCGAAGCUGCAGAACUAACCAUUGACGGAGAACCUGUGGUGUGGUCGGUUGAGUACUACGAUGUCUUGCAGAACACCGUUGGCGGAGGCAAACCAAAGAUGUUUUUUCAUUUCCGAAAUACGACAAAAGCAUUCCCCAUGAGUGGUCAAAAACCUGCUCCCGUCACACUGGAAGAGCAGCAGGCUCUUAUUGAUGCCCUACAAACCGACAAAACCGGUCGCUACAAAAAAUUUGUAGAAGAAAAUGCCGUAUGCCGGCCAGGUGUGCUUGAAUUGAUGGACGAAGCAUUGGCAAACCCUAUGAUUGCUGUGGGCGUGUGUUCUGCAUCAACCAAGGAAGCCGCUCAAAGGACUCUCUCAGUGACUCUGGGCCAAGAAAGGAUUGAGAAAUUGGAUGUAUGCAUCCUUGGUGAUGAUGUGUCGGAGAAGAAACCCUCACCCAUGAUAUACAAUGAAGCAGCCAAAAGGAUUGGAGUUCCUGCUGAUCGAUGUGUAGUGAUUGAAGACAGCCUCAUUGGACUUCAAGCUGCCAAGGGAGCGAAUAUGAAAUGCGUCAUUACAUACACAGGCGGAACAAAAGAUGAAGAUUUCUAUGGUGAGGGUGCGGACGCCAAGGUGCCGAACUUGGGUAGCCGAGGGGUGACGCUGGCUUCCAUCUUUGAUCCCAUCAUGGAGAAUGGAUCCGAUGCAGAACUCAUGGUAGGGCUGAAGGACCCGCCUGCGGUUCCUGCUGCUUAACUGAACUGAUUGUCAGUCACCACAGUUUCAACUUCUGCAUACAGAUAUAUGCAUUGCAGCUACCGUAGUUGCUACUAGCUAGGCUAGACUAGCUAGCUAGAGAGCUUGUUUUGGCUCUGGCUAGCACAGGUACCACGGUACAAGUACUGUAUCUUUUUGCGAUGAUCUAUUUUUUAUUAAAAAGCCGUAUUCGUUGCCCUUUGUUUUAAGAAAGCAUGGAUCCAACUUGGCAAAAGAUUUGGACCCCGCGUCUGCAUCAAAGAAAUU